AUGUCCGAGAGUACUACUAGUACCACUGCGACAGGGGAGGUGAAGCUCACGCAGUUCAAAGCCCUCCUCUUUGACGUCUACGGGACAUUGGUUGACUGGGAGAGCGGUAUAUACAAAGAGCUGCAUCCGCUAUUCCCAAGGGCAAUUAAGGCCGAAGUAAUUCACGCGUUCGACAAUGCAGAGCGCGAGCUGCAGAAGCGUUUCCCGACGAUGCGCUACUCGGACAUUCUCGGUCUGGUGCAUGAAGAGCUAGAGAAGACAAAGGGCGACGAGGUUUCUGCUGCUAGUGCGGACGCUCAUGUCGCAUUUGGCCAAAGCAUCGUGCGCUGGCCCGUCUUUCCGGACACCAUCCCCGCUCUCACCUACCUCGCAACGCGCUAUAAGCUCACUGUGCUCUCCAAUGUCGAUCAUACCUCUUUCGCUUACACGCAGCGCGCACUGGAGGGCCCGCCGGACGCCCAGCGGUUCACCUUCACGGCUGUGUACACUGCGGAGGACGCGGGCGCCUACAAGCCUGCGCCGGGUGCUCUCGCUUACGCGCUGAAACGGCUGGAGACGGAGUUGGGUGUGCGGAAGGAGGAAGUUCUAGUGGUCGCAAACAGUGUGUUUCAUGACAUCCUACCGGCACGUAAAGUUGGGAUAGAGGGCGUGUGGAUUGCCAGAGAAGGGGCGACAGCUGGCCAGCUUGCUGGGGAGGGGGAGAAAUUGCGAUGGGUGUUCAAGACACUCGGAGAUAUGGCUGAGGCCGUGAAGCAAGAAGGGCACUGA
Messenger RNA from Sparassis crispa, 768 nucleotides. RefSeq lists its product with no specific name. The record is from RefSeq and is a predicted model, not a curated record. The transcript is spliced from 2 exons. Lineage: Eukaryota; Fungi; Basidiomycota; Agaricomycetes; Polyporales; Sparassidaceae. Bases 1 to 768 code for a protein of 255 amino acids.